UACACGUGAAAAACUCUGGCUGGGGCCCGGGCUUUUGCCUUCCUCCUCCUCUUACCCACCUUCCAGCACCCCUCCCUUCUCCCUCCUCCCGCAGCUCAGGUUGCCGCUUCUUUGGGGGCAACUGCUCACCUUUCCAGAGUCGGGAAGAGCCAGGGUCCCAAGUAGGGACCCCGGCGGGGCGCUGGGCGCGGGGCAGGGCACCCAAGCCUGGUAGGGCGGCCGCGGCGGGUGAGAGCCUGCUCGCCACGACCGGGACACGAGCAGAGUCCAGGCGGCGACCGGAGAGGGGCACCGUGCCGGGCAAGCUGAGCAAAGGACCUAUCAAGGGCCCUUGCUGAUCAUGAACAAGAUGAAGAACUUCAAGCGAAGGCUUUCCCUGUCUGUGCCCCGCCCAGAGACCAUUGAGGAAUCCUUGGCUGAGUUAACCGAGCAGUUCAACCAGCUCCACACCCAGAGGAAUGAGGAUGGCCAGGAUGAGCCUGGGCAGCUGUCCCCUGGCAUGCAGUAUCAGCAACGGCAGAGCCAGCGCCGCUUCUCCAUGGAGGACCUCAACAAGAGGCUCUCUCUACCCAUGGAUAUCCGCUUGCCCCAGGAAUUCCUGCAGAAGCUGCAGCUGGAGAGCCCAGGGCUGCCUAAGCCACUCACCCGCAUGUCCCGCCGUGCCUCCCUGUCAGAUAUCGGCUUUGGGAAACUGGAAACAUAUGUGAAGCUCGACAAACUGGGGGAGGGUACCUACGCCACUGUCUUCAAGGGGCGCAGCAAGCUGACGGAAAACCUUGUGGCCCUGAAGGAGAUCCGGCUGGAGCAUGAGGAGGGAGCACCCUGCACUGCUAUUCGAGAGGUGUCUCUGCUGAAGGACCUGAAACAUGCCAAUAUUGUGACCCUGCAUGACCUCAUUCACACAGAUCGAUCCCUCACCCUGGUGUUUGAGUACCUGGACAGUGACCUGAAACAGUAUCUAGACCACUGUGGAAACCUCAUGAACAUGCACAAUGUCAAGAUUUUCAUGUUCCAGCUGCUCCGGGGCCUGGCCUACUGCCACCGCCGUAAGAUUCUGCACCGGGACCUGAAGCCUCAGAACCUGCUCAUCAAUGAAAGGGGCGAGCUGAAGCUGGCUGACUUUGGCCUGGCCCGGGCCAAAUCAGUGCCUACAAAGACCUAUUCCAAUGAGGUGGUGACCCUCUGGUACAGGCCCCCAGAUGUGCUGCUGGGAUCCACAGAGUACUCCACCCCCAUUGACAUGUGGGGCGUGGGCUGCAUCCUUUAUGAGAUGGCCACCGGGAAGCCUCUCUUCCCAGGCUCUACUGUCAAGGAGGAGUUACACCUCAUCUUCCGGCUUCUGGGGACUCCUACAGAAGAGUCAUGGCCGGGGGUGACAUCCAUCUCCGAGUUUCGAGCCUACAACUUCCCCCAAUACCUGCCACAGCCGCUGCUCAGCCACGCUCCCAGGUUGGAUACUGAAGGCAUCAACCUCCUGACCAGCCUCCUCCUGUACGAAUCCAAGAGUCGCAUGUCGGCGGAGGCAGCCCUAAAUCACCCCUACUUCCAGUCUCUGGGAGAACGUGUACACCAGCUCGAAGACACUGCCUCCAUCUUUUCCCUGAAGGAGAUCCAGCUCCAAAAGGACCCAGGCUAUCGUGGCCUGGGCUUCCAGCACCCAGGGCGAGGGAAGAGCCGGCGGCAGAGCAUCUUCUGAGCCGUGCCCACCCUGCUGCAGCUCAAGGGAUGAGAGGCCACGAGGAACACAAAUUCAGGAAGUAUGGGGCCUAUGUGGCCAUCAGAGGGCUGAAAAAUGAACGCCUGUGGCUAGUCUGGAGGAGCACUUGGCAGCCCUGUUGGUAGCACUUGCUUCCUUUCCUUGCUUGCCACACCUCUGUGAUGGCCUCUAUCUGGACACCAACCCCUUUGUCACCCUUGUGGAAUGGAGGCAUGAGCUGCUUCCCUGAGAGGAAGGGAAGGGAAAGGAGGGACCUAGGACCCUUUCCCAGCUGAAGUGCAGGAGAAUGUUGGGGUCCUGGAUGGCUCAUCGGCUUGACUGACCCCUUUCUUAUCCCUUGGAUGUUUGCUUCACCUUCUUCCCCUCUAAGAACAAGGGAUACGGCACCUUACCUGGCACCCUGGAAUUGUGCCCAUGUGUGUGCUAACCCUACACAAAGUCAGACAUCCCUGGAGUAUCAGGAAAAGUAGUAUCCCAUCUUGUCACCAUCUCCACCAUGCUAUGGUCCCCUCCUUGCCAGAAGCCCUUGUACCCUCUGGCUUGAACCAAAGCUAAAAAGUCAGCAUGCUGCCCAUGCAGCAGGAGGUAGUCUGGUACUCCCAGAUGUACUCCUGCCACCUCAGCUACCCUCUGCCCAUCCCCCAGUCUGGAAAGGGUUGCCUUAAACUGGCAGGUGGUAGAACGUACACUGUCCUUGGAGCUCUGACCUAGUACCUAUGUUCUUCUUCCCUAACCACUCCUGCGGGUGUUAUCAUCCCUGAGGGCUGAUAAGUCAGCCCUGUCUCAGGGUCCUGAGGCUGGCACUCAGAUAUGCCAGGUCACCCUGACACUGGUACCAGGGUGGCCUUGGGUCUUUAGGGCUCGUGCAGCCUUUUCCCCAUCCCCCGCCUCCUUCUUAGCCCUACCCACUUGACCCUGGCACCAGCCUUUACAGAGGGGUUCAUGAGAGGAAGUUGUGUUGGCAUCACAGCCUGAGCUGGAGAAAGGUGAUGGCAACAGGUCUGAUACUGAGAGCACCAUCCUGCAUCCCCUGGAGAAGACACCUUUCCUCAGCACUCCUCUCAUGUCUCCCCAACACUUGGCUGAACUUGAAGGACAAAGGCCAAGGGGAGGUCAAGCCCAUGUUUUCUCCACAGGUCCCGUGCCCAUCCCAACCCCUUAGAGCCUGGGUUUUCCCUAACCCCCUUCCCCACUGACUGUGAAUGUCCUGUGACUCAGAGCAAAGACAGAGAAUAUAUUUAAUUCAUGUUGUACAGAAA
Messenger RNA from Meriones unguiculatus (Mongolian gerbil), 2976 nucleotides. It is a transcript of the gene Cdk18, whose product is annotated as cyclin dependent kinase 18. Gene Ontology annotation, molecular function: ATP binding; protein kinase activity. The record is from RefSeq and is a predicted model, not a curated record. Lineage: Eukaryota; Metazoa; Chordata; Mammalia; Rodentia; Muridae. The transcript has 16 exons. Bases 341 to 1696 code for a protein of 451 amino acids. Gene Ontology annotation, biological process: protein phosphorylation. Gene Ontology annotation, cellular component: nucleus; cytoplasm.